UGACAGUUGACAGAAAGUCGAAAUAGAAACGAUACUAUUUUUUGUUGGGAUUGUUUUAUUUUAAUUUUUAUUUGAAUUUUCCAAUUUGUACCAUGGAAUCCUAUGUAAAUAUCUACAAUUCCAUUUGUCGUUUAUGUUUAAGAUACAAUGACUGUAAGAAAAUGAUAUCCCUAAUUGAUGGAAACAGCGUUAGUGGGCUAUCUCCGCAUGCUAAAGCAGUGUUGACUUUCGCUAAAAUAAGUAUCAGUAAAGAAGACUGUUUUCCCAGCAAUAUGUGUUUAGAGUGUUUGUAUUUAUUAAAGCAAGCUAUUCGCUUUAAAUUAGUGACUGAGUCUAGUGAUAAUUGUUUAAAAAACUUGAAGAGUUCGGCAUGCAAUGACAGUGAAAAUUUCAAAGAUAAUAUUGUUGAAUACACAAUGUUAAAGUUUUACUUUCCGACUGAGAGCUUCACAGAAACGGGUGAAUGUUUUACCAAUAUGAAUGCUCUCCAAGAACCCACAGUGAAGCAAAGUUCGAAAAAAUAUAAGAAACAUAAGAAAUUUCAAUUAUCUAGUAGCACAUCUUGUAUGUAUGAUGACGUUUUUGAUAAUUAUGAGCCAGAGUCGGACACUGAAAGUACUUCACGUGAUGAGAACAAAGUUUUGAAUGAAUUUGACAACAAUAUUGAUUCCAAAAUCAGAUUACCAACUCCUACUACUGUACAGAAAGUGUUUAUAAGAAAGAAACAAGGCAUAAAAAGGAGAAAACUUUUGACCAGGGAAAAUAGGCUCCAAAAAGACUUGCUUUGUAAUAUAUGUAAUAAAAUUUUGGCAAAUCAAUAUACAUAUAAGGCUCACAUGCAGAAACAUAAUGGAUACAGGUUUAUAUGUGAACACUGUGGUAAAGGUUACCCUGUUUAUAAUGUUCUGCAAGCCCACCAGCUAUUGAAACAUAGUAUGGGCCCAUACCGUCAAUGUUCAUACUGCCCUUUUAAAGCUCCUGGAAAAAUUGAAUUGACUGAACAUGAAAGAAUACAUUCAGGAGAGCGCCCGUACACUUGUGACAAGUGUGGAUUAACUUUUCGUAGAAGAGCUAUAUGGAGGAAGCACUUAUUACACCAUUCUGAGAAGAAAAUUCAAUGUUCCCUAUGUCCUAGGAAAUUCUACUUGAAAAGUGACAUGUUAGCACAUGUUAAUAACAUUCAUAAUAGAGUAUACAUGUUUUCAUGUAGUGAAUGUGGUGCUACAUAUACUUCAACCAAGACUGUUAGACGACAUAUGACUGAGCGCCAUGGGAUUCCAAGGGAGAUGCAGGGGAAAAUUAUGAGGGUUAAUAAAAGGGCUGACGGUGAUCAAGAGUAAUUGUCUAGGCAUUUUAUUUUCCAAUAAUGUAAUUAAAAUAAAGAGAUCUAUACACUGUUGUUUUA
Molecule: messenger RNA, 1405 nt
Organism: Bicyclus anynana (squinting bush brown)
Lineage: Eukaryota; Metazoa; Arthropoda; Insecta; Lepidoptera; Nymphalidae
Product: zinc finger protein interacting with ribonucleoprotein K
Exons: 2
Coding region: 93-1340 (415 amino acids)
Biological process (GO): regulation of transcription by RNA polymerase II
Cellular component (GO): nucleus
Molecular function (GO): zinc ion binding; DNA-binding transcription factor activity, RNA polymerase II-specific; RNA polymerase II transcription regulatory region sequence-specific DNA binding
Source: RefSeq, a predicted model, not a curated record